Harmonia axyridis is the source of this 5740-nucleotide messenger RNA. RefSeq lists its product as uncharacterized. The transcript is spliced from 17 exons. Gene Ontology annotation, molecular function: protein binding. Lineage: Eukaryota; Metazoa; Arthropoda; Insecta; Coleoptera; Coccinellidae. The record is from RefSeq and is a predicted model, not a curated record. The coding region runs from base 157 to 5160 and encodes 1667 amino acids.
UUAUGCGUCAUACUAACAUGAUGGAUAUUUGAAGACGGAAGUGUCAAAACUAAUCUAAUCAACAAAAGCUAGGAGAUAAGUUUGAAUUUAUUUUCAAUUCUUUCAAGAAGCAAAAGUUAAUGUUGUCGGCAUUAAAUAAUUCACUUUUUCCUUGGGAUGGCAUACGUUAAUGUGAGAGAUUGGAAUGUGGACCAAGUGACUGAUUGGCUCAAAGGUUUAGAUAGUGCUGUAUCCCACUAUACGACAUCAUUUUUGAAUAAUGGAGUCACAGGAGGACAGCUACUUAAUCUUAGAGCUGAUGAUCUUGAACACUUGGGUGUUAAAAUUCUUGGUCACCAAGAAAUUAUCCUUGAGGCUGUGGAACAUUUAAGACAUUUUCAUUAUGAAUUAGAUAAGGAAAAUUUACAAACACUAGCUUUGAAAUUAUCUUGUGCGGCAAACUCAUUGUAUAGAGAAUUAUUAACAGUUGAAGAUGAUUGUAGACCUUUCAAAUCUCAGACUCUAUCUGAUGUCCACAAUAUUAUAUCUGCUAUCAAACCAUUGGUAUUUUGGCUUGAUAGAGCUCCCUUUGCUGGUGAUAAGGACUAUAUGGACUGUAAAACUCAAAUGCUCCAGUUAGCAUUUGAGAUGGCUACAAAUGCACAUAGAGAUAUAUUUUCAGAACAGCCUGUAGUUACUAUUAGAAGGAUUUGUGAAAAACUAACCAAAAUGGCAGAUCAUAUUAUUCAAGACAUAUCCGAUCCUAUGAUAUUACAGCCAGCAUCACUGGAUUUGGCUACUUUGAAAAAGAAAGAACAAGAACUGGGAUUCUUUAUCUUGCCAAGCAAUCAUGCAAUUCAUCAGAUAGCAGACAUCAAGUUUGGUUCACCAGCUCACACUAGUACCAAAAUUGAAGAAGGGGAUGAAAUUGUACAGGUGAAUUAUAUGACUGUUGUCGGUUGGCAAAGAAAAAACGUUAUGUUUCUUCUCCAAGAAUCACCACCAGAAAUUGUUUUAACUUUGAAAAAGCGGCCAAGGCACACCAAAGUUUACGGUCAAAUUUAUAUGAAACCAUACAGGCUACCAAGUAAAAAGAGGGGUCAACCUUACUCAAGAUGGAAUGAAAGUCUUCCCUCACCAGUUUUACUUCCAAUUCCAGAUCUUCGUCCUUUGAGGAUUGAAAAGAUACCACCAGUGGAUGAUCCGGUGGACUCAGGAAAUGAGAUCAGUGAAAGUUAUAGCGAUACUGAAUCACCUCCUGACAGUUUAAUUGACAGUGGAACUAGGUUGUACCCCAUUAAACCUAUUUCUAAUUUACAGAGAAGAAAUACUUUCAAUGGUGGUACAAGUACUAGUAUGCUAAAAUCCUUCUCUAUUGAACAGUGUCGGGAAAUGCUGAAAAAUCAAGCUGCAACUCCAAGUGCCAGUUCAAAUCACAUUAACUCGAACUCAAACUUUGAAGAAGAUUCAAAGUGCCUUCGUGAUAAAAGUGCUUCCUGUAGUGUAGGCCUAGAAUUAAGUCCUCGUCCAACAACCGUUAUUGGUUUGUCUUCCAAAAAAUCGUCUUUCAAGAAAUCAAAGUGCUCCAAAAGAGUGAAUUUUGAUGAUGAAAAAAUAGAACUGAACUCGGCAAAAUCUUUGAAACUUCCUGAUAGCAAUUUGAACGAAGAAAAAAGUUUGAGUUUGAACAGUUUAAGUGGGGUUAAUGAAGCUAGUGUAGAUUUUAUUGAUGAAGGAAAAGAAUUGACUGAUAGAUCUAGUAUGACUUCUGGAUGGCAGAAGGAAAUCGUAGAAGAAUUGAUUGAAUCUAUAAAAUCAAAACCAAGCAAGUUGGCACCCCCUCCUCCUCCACCACUGCCACAGGAUGAACAAUCUCCGAAAGACAAAGAAGAGGAUAUAAAAACGGAAAAUACUCGAUCUUUAAAAGACGAUGUUUUGAAUGAAGUGAAGGUUAAUGUACAUGAUAUAAUCAAGAAAUUAGACAAGCAAUCUGCACAAACCAGCACAAACAUUCAACAAAAGCCCAAAGUUUUGCCCAGAUCUCAAGUGAGAAAAAUUACUCAAAAUUUGACAAAACCGGUUGUACCUCCAAGGAGUAUUACAACUGUUAUUACCACCACAAAACUCAGAGGAAGACUUGAUAAGAGUCACAGUACUCCUGCAUAUGAUAUUUCUGAAGAAAUCAAGCCUGUUUGUGAAGUUUUGAAAGAGGAUGUAGGAAAAAAUGAAAAAUUGACUAUUGAGAAUGAAGACAAAAAUACGACAAUAAAGAAAGAAAUAGAGACCGUAGUUGAGGCAGUUAAGUUUAGUGAAAGUGAAACGAUUAACGAAACAGAAACAAUAAGUGAAAUAACUAGAAGCUAUGAAAAGACUGAAAAGAUAAAAAUAACAGAAUUGAGGACUAUAAAGAAAAGUCCAUCAAAAGAGGUGCUAACUAAUGAAACUAAAUCAAUAGAUAAAGAUGGAUCAAUUGAUAAUAAAUUGGAUACAUCUUUAACUGAAUUGCCUCCUUCCUUGCCUGAUUCUUCAUCAAAUACUGUGACUGGAAAUGAUGAAUUGGCUUUGUUACCUUCUGAAACCGAGAAACCUACUGAUUGGUUUUUAGAAGAACAAGAUGUUUUACCACCUAAACCGCCACCAAGAACAUUCGGCAUUGUUGACCUGCAUAAACCUGCCUAUCCAGCAGAUUCUCCGAAGCCAACGAGUUUUAUUGAAAUGGCAAAACCGGUACAACCAUCUGUUAACACACCGCCAAGAGCGCCCCCUAGAAUUUUUGAAUUUCCUGAAACUAAAUUACAUAACUUAUCUCAACAUAAUACUCUUAAAGAAGACAAUACUGAGACUUUUAUUCCGAGAAAUGACAAUAAGUUGUUUCCUGAAGAGAAAUCAGGUAAACAAUUUGAACCCAAAAGUGUAUCUACACCUCUGAACAAAACAAGAAUGGAGAUGCAUGAUCACGAGCCUCCCUCUUAUAAGAACAGUUCCAUGUUAGAAAUCAAUAAAAGUGAUAAAGUAUCCCCUACCAAUUCAAUGAUCCGUGCUAUGAUUUAUUCGAAGAGCAAGCCGAAGAGGAAGAAUCUUAUAGCAAAGAGAAGAAAAGUCACUGUCAAUGAUUUGAGUCCACCAGAUAUCCAAGGCUGGUUGUAUCAGAGGCUGCGUAUGAAACAAACACAGAAUGUCAGUUGGGAAAGAAGAUGGUUCGUGCUAUUGGGAAAUUGUCUCUAUGGUUACAAAUCUAAAGAUGACCCAAGGGCAGCAUGUUUGAUUUUCCUUUCUGGUUUCACUGUUGCUGUAGCUAGUGAGGUCAAAUCCAGAACAAACGCUUUCAAAGUUUAUCAUACCGGAACAGUAUUCUAUUUUUCUGCAGAUGAUCAUGAAACGCUCCAAUGUUGGAUAGAUUUGAUAACUGCUGCAACGUUAUUGGCGGAAAAUUCCAAAACGAAUGAUGGAAUCCUCUUUUCGGAAACCGAUGAUUCCGAUACUGAAAAAUCCAAAAAUUCGGAAAAGCAAAACAGUGAUUCUCUGAAAAAAUUUGGUUCUUUGAAAAAAUUUUCCUCAAAAAAAAGUUCUAAUGCCACUCAGGAUGGAAGUACGAGCUUGGACAGGAAAUGGUUCUUCAAUAAAUCUAGUAGUCAAUCUAAAAAUGCGCUUCCUGUACCAACUGCCCAGUUCAGGUCGUAUAGAAAGAUCAGAGCUACGGAACCACACUCUGAGAGUGUAACUACUGGAAAUUUCACUUCACAUGUGCCAUUUUUUGUACCUCCUAUGGAAAAGCAACAUAUGAAAAAUAUUAGUGUCCCUAAUCUUUCUGUAGAUCCUGUGCCCAACAUUAGUAUAACAGAUAACGUCAGCAAAUUACCGAUGAAAAGCAAACCAACAAAUUAUAUUCAUGCUAGCAAUCCUAGUUUGUGCAAUACUCACGAUCUCAUAGUGCCAUCAACAUAUAUAAAAAAAUCAUACAAGCCACAUAAUGACAAUUUGGCUGGAUUUGUAACUCUUGAAGAACUCAUGAUAAGGCAGACUGAAGAAAGAAAGAAGAAUCCUCAUGCAGCAUUUGAAGAUCCUGCCCCAAUCAACCUAAAUUUGAUCAAGCCUGAUGUUGUUUAUGGGGAAGUGCCCAUUCGGCCUAAAGACAAAAAAGAAAAGGAUGAUGGCAAAUUAGAGGAUAGAGCAUCACAUAAAAAAUCAUACAAGUCUGAUAAAACUAGUAGUUCUAAUGUAUAUUAUCCCAAAAAUCAUUUAGAAGAAAGCCCGGAAUCCAGCAGUGAGUCAAGUAGUUCUUGCUUUGGAAAGAGAUUGGGUUCUUUGAAGAAAAAUCAGAAAAGCAAUAUUGAAUACGAUAACAAGACUGCCACAUAUCCCAAAAUAACAAAAGGUUCAGAUAAGAAAAUGAACAGUUCCUUACCAAGAAUGCAUAAGUUACAAGAAAAAUACAGAGAGGAAGAUACAGGCAUUCAGUAUUUUUCAGAUCGGAAUUUAGCUUCAGCGAAGUUUGGAGAGAGAUCCUAUGAAAUGAUUUAUUGCCCUGAAACCAUCACGGAAACUGUACAAUUUGCUCAAAACCGUUCUCUUGGAAAUGUUGAUAAUUCCAAAAAAACCAAGAUAAAGAAACAACACAGUUUUUCCUCCUCUGAUAAAAAAACGAAGUCUGAAAAAUCUCUAUUUUUUGAUACUCCAAGAUAUCACAAAAUAUCUGAUUCUUCAACAAGUAGGAUCAAGUUGAAAUCUGCCAUGCAAUAUACUCCGAUGUCUCUACCUUUAACUCAAGAUCCAAAAUCGAGACCAAAAUUUGCUUUCGAGUUGAAUCUUGAUGAAAAGUCAAGCAAAUCAUCCGGGAAAUUGAAGCAGAUUUUUGGAAAACAGCAGAGUGAUCAAAAAAAAGAAAAGACAUUCUUAGGGUCUCCCAAGCUGCACAGAGCAAUUUUCAAAAAAUGUAACACAAGUAAUCCCUUAGAUGCUACUUGGCCAAUAGCUACUCAGCAGAUCGUUCUUCAAGAUAAUUCAUAUCUCAUACCAAAUUUAUCUCCUGUUGUAUCCGAGCCUGCAUUACCACCAUCAUUGCCUGCUGCACCACAUCCUGAUUAUCCAGGUUUAGAAUACCCGCCAGUAUUUGAACCAGAAACGUAUUCAUUAGCCGAUCCUCAAAGUAGUUUGUCCAUUUUAAGAAAACAAGGAAAAUGAAAUAAUUAAUCCUUCAUUCAAGAAACAAAGCAAUAAUGUUGUAUACUUUAUUAUACAAAGUGUAUAAUUGAUAGAAAAAUGGAAUGAUUGGAAUCUGUGAUCUAGUGGUGCUGAUUCUCACAAUAAUCACUUUUAGGAAUUUAGAGGAAUACCAAAAAAUUAUUAACAUAAUCAAAAAGCAAUUUAUUCCAUUUUGGAACAUAUAGUGAUCAAAAUAUUAUUAUUCAUUAUACUUUUUUCAGAAUUGAAUUAUUCAGGAGCUGUGACUAGGAAAUUUGUGAAUUUAUUCCUUAUUUUAAAAUAAAUUCUUUAAUAUUCAAUGUAGAUAAAAUAUCAAAUAUGUUGAAUAUUGGACUUGAAAUUUUUAUUACUUAACUUCUUUUUUAAUAAUGAUUAUUAUUAUCCAUGCCAUUGUUUUCUAAAACUUGCCAAAUUCUAUACAUAUUCUAUUUUUCUAGAUAUUAGAAUGCAAUAUGAUGUAAAUAGUACUCAAAGUAUUUUCCCUAUUAUUUUAUAGAUUAUUUUAUUCAUUCAAAGUGAUUUGUAGCGACUUUAUUAAAUAUAUUAUUAUAUUUAUCAA